This is a messenger RNA of Alosa sapidissima (American shad), 3047 nucleotides long. It is a transcript of the gene adipor1a, whose product is annotated as adiponectin receptor 1a. Gene Ontology annotation, biological process: adiponectin-activated signaling pathway. The transcript has 9 exons. NCBI's taxonomy places the organism in Eukaryota, Metazoa, Chordata, Actinopteri, Clupeiformes, Clupeidae. The record is from RefSeq and is a predicted model, not a curated record. Gene Ontology annotation, cellular component: plasma membrane. Gene Ontology annotation, molecular function: signaling receptor activity. Bases 282 to 1412 code for a protein of 376 amino acids.
AAACAACGGCAAGCCAGUUUAAACUCGCUGCCUGAUGUAGACUUCGCUCUUCAUUAGUGGUUCAGUGGCUGUUCGCCUUGUUUUUGUCAGAAUCCGGAAGCGAUCACAUUUCAUCUCACUGUUUGGAGAAUAAGUUUGAAUGCAAGACCGCAAAAGUAAUAUUUGCAGGUGGGAGCAGUAGACCCGCCUUCUCGUCUGGCCCCUUGUCUCAGGAACCUGAAGUGCGAAGCUUCCCUAGCUGGCACCAGAGAGUGGAGAGGCGUCCCGCAGGCAGUGUACCUAUGUCCGCCCGCAACGGGUCUGCGAGUGAUGCAGACUGCCAGAUCUCGGAAGACUGCCGCAUCCCGGCCGACGUGGAGCUGAUGGAGCUGGGGCCACUGCUGGAGCAGGCUGCCCAGCCUGGGGGGGCCAAGGCUCUCGCUGCCGAGGGCUCGGCCGGCCUGGCGGAGGAGGACGAGGAUGAGGAUGAGGUGGGGGAGGUGCUGACGCUGCCCCUGCAGGCCCACCACGCCAUGGAGAAGAUGGAGGAGUUUGUGCACAAGGUGUGGGAGGGCCGCUGGCGUGUGAUCCCGUUCCAUGUGCUACCGGAGUGGCUGAAGGAUAACGACUACCUGCUGCACGGCCACCGCCCCCCCAUGCCCUCCUUCAGGGCCUGCUUCGGCAGCAUCUUCAGGAUCCACACCGAGACCGGCAACAUCUGGACUCACCUGCUGGGGCUGAUCCUGUUCAUAUGUCUGGGGACGCUGACGAUGCUGCGGCCGAACAUGUACUUCAUGGCGCCGCUGCAGGAGAAGGUGGUGUUUGGAAUGUUCUUCCUGGGCGCCGUGCUCUGCCUCAGCUUCUCCUGGCUCUUCCACACCGUCUACUGCCACUCCGAAAAAGUCUCACGCACCUUCUCCAAGUUGGACUACUCUGGCAUUGCGCUGCUGAUCAUGGGUUCGUUUGUGCCGUGGCUCUACUACUCGUUCUACUGCUCGCCCCAGCCGCGGCUCAUCUACCUCACCAUCGUGUGUGUGCUCGGGAUCGCCGCCAUCGUCGUGGCCCAAUGGGACCGCUUCUCCACGCCACGCCACCGACCCACCAGAGCAGGAGUGUUCAUGGGCCUGGGACUGAGUGGCAUUGUUCCCACAAUGCAUUUCACCAUCGAGGAGGGCUUUGUGAAGGCGACGACGGUGGGGCAGAUGGGCUGGUUCUACCUGAUGGGGGCCAUGUACAUCACUGGGGCCGGCCUCUACGCGGCCCGCAUCCCCGAGCGCUACUUCCCUGGGAAGUGUGACAUCCUGUUCCACUCUCAUCAGAUCUUCCACGUGCUGGUGGUGGCAGCUGCCUUCAUCCACUUCUACGGCGUGUCCAACUUGCAGGAGUUCCGCUACGGCCUGGAGGGUGGCUGCACUGACGACACUCUCCUCUGAAACACAACCACCCCACACACUCACAAGCGCACACACACACACACACACACACACACACACACACACACACACACACACACACACACACACACACACACCCCUCUUCUCAGACCCCCCUCCUCUCCCUCGUCCUCAGAAAUGUGCUGCUGGAUAAAUGAAUAGGUCAUGACCUCUCCUCUCCCUCUCUCCCUCUCUAUUUCUACCUCUCCCUCUCUCCUCUCUAUUUCUCCCUCUCUAUUUCUCCCUCUCCCUGUCUCUUCUCCCUCUCUCCCCUCCCUCUCUCCUCUCCCUUUCUCCCUCUCUAUUUCUACCUCUCCCUCUCUCCUCUGCUCUCCAUUCUCCCGGUCUCUUGGCUCUGUGGGGUUCCUACUGACUGUUUUAGUCUGGAGCUGCUGGGGCCUCCAGGUGGAGUUAUUAUCUCCCCUGGGGGCCGUUGGUGCAGCAGCAUCUCUCUGGUAAGCCCAGUUGAAGGAGUUAGCAAGUUGGGUUAACAUCUGGUGCAUCUAUCUCGGGUAAGUUGGUUUAAGGGGUUAGCAAUGAGAGAUAGCAUCUGAUGCUGAGGAGUUGGCAUUUGACACAUCUCUUUAUGAUAAGCUGGAUUGAGGGGGUUCGCUGUAGUGGGUUGGGUUUGGUUAGCAUCUGACUCUAAGAGGUUAGCGGCUGGUUGGGUUAGCAUCUGACUCUAAGAGGUUAGCGGCUGAUUAGUCUCUGGUCAGUUGGGUGGAUGGGUUCUCUCAGUGACGUUAGCACCCAACUCUUAAUACACAUACUCCUCACUCAGUGAGGUUAGCACCUGACUCUUAAUACACAUACUCCUCACUCAAAACCGAGUGUCGACUAUUUCAAACAAUUGUUCUCCAGUCCGGCGCGAGAGGGUUUCCCUCAGAGACAGCAGAGGAUGCUGGGACACAUCCGGCUCUGAUCUGGCUUGGACCUGGCUCUAGUGUGGGCCAGACCAGCGCCAGAGCCGGCCUCUGUCUGGGCUGGGGAGGAAGUUAGGGCAUUGCAUCAGCCAUCGGGCCCACCAGAUGAUUGGCUAAUACUCAGCUAAUACUCAUACUCAGAUGUAUUGUUUUUCUAAGCAGGCUGGGAACGCACAAAGGGUGAGAUGGUGGGUAGAAUAACUAGGUCAAACCCACUCUUGAGGUUCCGCUGGCAUCUCGAGCCUUAUACGUAAGGAUGAACUCAGAACUCAGUAGGUCAAGCUGUUGCACCUUACAAUUGCAUUAUUACAGACGUGAGCAUAAAGUGCUGCAUUAGGUCCGCCCUGCAGUAUGGAUGUGUACAAUAAUCCUUUAGUAUUCCUGUGCCUUAGGCCACUGGAAAUAGUUUUAAAUAGUUUUGGGCCAACACUGCAGUCUAGUGAACUUAGGGUCUUGCAUAUAAAUAUUCUUUUUUCUUACUUCAAUCCAGUCACUAGUGAAUGAAUGUUGACCUCCAUCAAUGCAUUUUUCUCAAACUGCUGUAUAUGAGCACCUAGUGUUAGCUCUCUUUUAAAUAAGCUUACUUUAUGUGGCGUUAUUUCAAAAGACUAAAACAAUCUGUGUAUUCAUUUCUUGUUAUGUGUAGACAAGUGGUAAAUCAAACAUUUCACUGAAAUUGUGAAGAUUAUAAUAAAUAUUUAUGAAUGAUAAA